AUGGCGGAGGGGCGGAGCGCGGCGCGGAGGGUGCUGCAGCUGAAGCGGCGGCUGGGCGGCGCGCAAGAGCCCGCACAGAUUAUAAAAACACUUAAAGUACUACAGGAUUUGGAUAUAUCACUGGAUAUCCUAGUGGAAACUGGCAUAGGCAAAACAGUUAAAGGUUUUAGGAAACAUGCCGAUGUUGGGAGUGUAGCUAAAACCCUGAUAAAACAAUGGAAAGAACUUAUUCCUCCAGAAAAGAAAAGUGAUCACAGAGGAAGAAAACAAAAUACUGGAAAAGAAAAAGAUGAGACAAAAUCUUCAGUUUCCAAGGAGAUUGAGCCUUCAGAGAAGUCCAGAGCAUCUGUACUGGCCUCCAGAAGUUCCAGUAGUGCGCUCAUUUCUAAAAAGUUGAAUAAGCAAUGUACUUGUAGUAAAAAGACCUGCCCAAGUAGAGAUUCUGAGUCUCAAAAAGGUGGUGAUAACAAAGAUUGUAGCAGCAGUGGUUCUAGGCGUUCUUCCCAAGGUACCAAUCCUAAAGCUAAAGAAAGUGACAUCAAAGACAGACCCUCCACAGACAGCAAGAAAUCUUCAAAAAAGCAGCGUUCCUCUGUAGCCAACAAAAACUUACCAGCCCUGAAAGAAAAGCCUAGUAAGGAUGCUUCCAAGCAGACAGAUCCUAAACAUGUGAAGAAACCAGAACAAAAAAUUGUGAUAAAAAGCAAAGCUGAAUCAUCUAGUGAUGAGGAAUUUGAGCCCCCUACUGUGUCUUUUGAAUCUUACCUUAAUUAUGAUCAGGUUGCCAAAAAAAGAAAGAGGAAGGCUUGUUCUACUGGUGAACAGCCAAAGAAGUGCAGUGAACCGAACAGCUUAUUACCACAAAAGACUUCAAAAUUUUCUCAUGCAAAAUGGGGAGAGGAAGAUGGAAAAAAAUGUGAGGGUGAUCAGUCAGAAAAUUACAAUAAAAAGGCCAAGGUGGCAUCCCUCCAAGAUCUUCUUAAUACCCCACUGCCUAAAUUUCUGACAGGCAUCUCAAUCUCUUCUCCCCCAUAUACUACAGACUUUGAAGCUCCCCUAGCACCUGUUGUGGAAGCACCCCAGCAACUCAGUGAGACGGCUCAAUUCACAGGACAGAGACUGAACUCUAAAAUGCAAGUUUACUCUGGCUCUAAAGCAGUCAGUCUUUCAAAGAUGCUUACACUCUACGAACAGUGCAUCCGUGUGCUUCAAAAUAAUAUUGAUUUGCUACAUGAAGUAGGAGGUGUGCCCUUUGAAAUUCUUGAGCCUGUGCUAACACGUUGCACACCAGAACAGUUGUUGCGAAUAGAGAAAUGUAAUCCGGUAAAUUCUGCCUUGUUAACUUCAGGGAAGCACGGAGGACAUGAGGCAUCUGUUUCUGCCUUUCUUACACCCUUUUUGAUAAAGACAUUUACAGAAGAAUCUGACCACCUGUGGAAGAGACAUUGCCAGAGAGAUUUUAAAAAUGAGAGUCUCCCGGAACAUGAGCCUUGGCGUGAAAUGUACUUGAGACUGUUUAAUCAGAGAGAAGAAAAACUGAAGAGGCUUACAGAAAAUAUUAUUUCAGCUCAGUCUAAGCAACCAAAAGGCAGGCAAGUAAAAAUGGCUUAUGUGACUGGUACAGUAAAACCACCCAGGAACAUUUGCCGACAGCAAGAAAUCCAUGGGACAGCAGGACCUGUCACCCAACUUCAUCCCGUAAGGAGAUGCAAAGAAAUGAUUCCAGAAAGCAGAGCUAGGAAUAACAUACCAUCAAAUCCAGUCUCUGCUAGCAACAGUGGAAGCUUUAGCUCACAUGCAAUGACUCAACAAGGAAAGAAGCCUGUCAAAAAAAUUGCACCAAUCAUGAAGAAAAUUUUGAAAAUGUUAAAGAGUAGAAGCGGACGACCAUGAAAUGAGGCUGUCUAUUUGAAGUUUAUGUGACUAUUUGUAUAUAGUACUACAGCUAGUGAAAGUAAUGUUAAUGUAAACAUUAUUCAAUUUGCUUUAGUUAAAAUAGUUAUGAAACAUUACAGUGGAGAAUGAUUUGCAAUAAAAAUUGAA
This is a messenger RNA of Tyto alba (common barn owl), 2043 nucleotides long. Its product is annotated as elongin-A-like. NCBI's taxonomy places the organism in Eukaryota, Metazoa, Chordata, Aves, Strigiformes, Tytonidae. Gene Ontology annotation, molecular function: protein binding. Gene Ontology annotation, biological process: transcription elongation by RNA polymerase II. The coding region runs from base 1 to 1893 and encodes 630 amino acids. Gene Ontology annotation, cellular component: nucleus; elongin complex. The record is from RefSeq and is a predicted model, not a curated record. The transcript is spliced from 11 exons.